CUUAUCCUUCUUCUUCCUAUCUGAUUGCAUUGCGGAUUAUAAAUUUUCUCAUUUAUUUCUCCUACCCUUUUGUAUUUUUGUUCGUUUCCCCAUCUCUUUCUUGAUCUUCUCCAUUCUUACCAUUUUAUAAUAUCAGACGAGCUAUAAGUAUGAACGGGUCUGAGAGGCAAUCGGUUGAGCCUGCUGGUAUGACCAGCAGUGCGGAUCGCAUGGUGGGCAUGGACCACGCUGAAGUGCGUUACUUUACCAGGUAUGACCAUCACGGAAUCCAUGAGGAAAUGCUUAAAGACGAUGUUCGCACGAGAUCGUACCGCGAUGCCAUCUACCAGAACCGCCAUGUCUUCAAGGACAAGAUUGUGCUCGACGUUGGGUGCGGAACCGGCAUCCUCAGCAUGUUCGCCAUCAAGGCCGGUGCGAAGCAUGUAAUCGGCGUGGAUAUGUCCUCGAUCAUCGAAAAGGCUCGCGAGAUUGUCGCUGCCAACGGAAUGGCCGACAAGAUCACCCUGCUCCAAGGAAAGAUGGAAGAAGUCGUCCUGCCUUACCCCAAGGUUGAUAUCAUCAUCUCUGAGUGGAUGGGCUACUUCCUUCUCUACGAAAGCAUGCUGGAUACCGUCCUUUACGCCCGUGACCGCUACCUCAACCCCGGUGGCAAGAUCUUCCCCGACAAGGCCACCAUGUAUCUGGCGGGCAUUGAGGAUGGCGAGUACAAGGACGACAAGAUCGGAUUCUGGGACAACGUGUACGGAUUCGACUACUCCCCGAUGAAGGAGAUCGCCCUCACCGAGCCUCUGGUCGAUACCGUCGAGAUGAAGGCUUUGGUCACUGACCCUUGCCCCAUCAUCACCCUUGAUCUCUACACCGUUACCCCUGCCGAUCUCGCGUUCCGGUCGACGUUCUCGCUGCCUGUCAAGCGCAGCGACUUCGUUCAUGCCGUCAUUGCUUGGUUCGAUAUUGAAUUCGGUGCUUGCCACAAGCCCAUCACCUUCUCCACCGGCCCUCAUGCCAAGUACACGCACUGGAAGCAGACUGUAUUCUAUUUGCGUGAUGUCCUCACCGUCGAGGAAGAGGAAAGCGUGACUGGUGUGAUCGAGAACAAGCCCAACGACAAGAACAAGCGUGACCUGGACAUCAGCCUGUCUUACAAGCUUGAGACCACAGACCCUACUCGUACCUCGGAGGGUAGCUGUUUCUUCAGGAUGUGCUAAAUCCUUACAAAUAUUGGGGAUCUACGAUCCCUCUCCGAUUUCACGUUAUGUCAGUACAUGGAAUGGAUCUCACGUGGCAGCAUAGCAUCGGCGGAAACUUACCUGGAUGGAUCUUGGGUUGCGGGAAGAUCUCGACUUUUGCACUAUUCUAGUUGAUUUUUUUUCUUGUUCUUUUGUGAGAUUUUUGUUCCGGCGUUGUUUUUUGUGGAAGUCAGGAACGGCAUCAUGAUUCGGCGCGAUGGUACGGAGAGAUGAUUUCCUGAACAGACGUUUAUGAAGCUCCUCGAAUUUUCCAAGUAGAUACCCCGAGUCGACGCUCAGUCCCAGCACCGAUGCUUGCCUUGUGCUUUGUUUCCAGAAAAAUUCACUUGCUAGCUAUCAC
Messenger RNA from Aspergillus campestris IBT 28561, 1587 nucleotides. It is a transcript of the gene rmtA, whose product is annotated as protein-arginine omega-N methyltransferase HMT1. The coding region runs from base 150 to 1205 and encodes 351 amino acids. Gene Ontology annotation, biological process: peptidyl-arginine methylation. The record is from RefSeq and is a predicted model, not a curated record. Gene Ontology annotation, molecular function: protein-arginine N-methyltransferase activity. Gene Ontology annotation, cellular component: nucleus. The transcript is spliced from 7 exons. NCBI's taxonomy places the organism in Eukaryota, Fungi, Ascomycota, Eurotiomycetes, Eurotiales, Aspergillaceae.